AUGUCGACAGACAUAAUACCAAUUUGUCUAAAAUUUGGUAUUACAUAUCAAUCAUUACAUAUUAACAGAUCAAAUGCAAAUAUUUUAACCGAAAUACAAGACCGUGCAUUAGAAGUUGUUCGCACAACACUACCUCAUUUUGAUACAAAAGAUUAUAAUCAACGUAUUAAAUUAUUUUUAAUUUCACAUGAUCAUGUACCACCGAAUCUAAAAUUAUUAACACGUCAUACAGAUUUGACACCAGCUUGUUUUAUUGAAAUUAUCAUUUGGACAUCGACAACAGACUCAUUGGUUCUACCACGUGAUCAUCAAUUACAAGAACAUAAUUAUAAAAAACCCACUUAUUGUCAAGCAUGCAAUUAUUUUAUGUGGGGUUUUGUAAAACAGGGUAAACGAUGUAAACUGUGCAGAAAAGACUAUCAUCAUCAAUGUGCUGCUCAUUUACCACCUGAUUGUUCAGAUCGUCCAAUGGGUCGACGAUACUCAUCAACAAAUACAAUAUCCUCAACUCAUAGUAACAGUGUUUAUGUAGUCGACAAUGAUGUAUUAGCCAAUCAAGUAAAACAAAAGAAAAAAUCACCGUUCACUAGUCUAUUUAAAUCAAAAGAAUCUUCAUCUCACAGUUUUGGUAGUACUAAAUCAUCGCUAUCAUCAACAAUAAUAUCAACAUUUAAUUCAAAAUCAGCUACUAAUUCAAAUCAUUCCGGUGCGUCCAUGAUACAUUCAACAAGUGAUAAACAAUUAGUUAAUUCGGAUAUACCUGAUACACCAUCCACAAAAAAUCAAACAAAAGUGCCAAAUAAUUCUAGAUCACGAACAUCAUCAGCUCAAACAAAUAACAAUGGAGUUCAUAUUGUUAAAACAGAUCGAAGAAAGGAUAUUAAAUUAACAAACUGUCAAGAAAAAGACGGUAUAUGGACAGCAAACGCACAAUUUGGACGAGAAUCAAGACGCAGUAAACGAGCAGAAAUUAUUUAUGAUCGAAAAAAAUUUCAAUUUACUUUAAAAGAUCAAGAUGGAAAUAAAGAAGUUAUCGAAUUAUCAGCUGAAGAAGUCGAAGCACAUCGUGCCCGACAACUGUCUGAUAUCGCUCAAACCAACGGAGAAGUUAGUAAAUCAAGAAGUGAUAGUAUAACAGCACAAAAAAACGUUUAUGAAAAAUUGGCCAAUUUAUUACUUGAUAUAAUAAAUACCGCUGCUCAAUCUGUUGAACAUGAUCGAAAAGCUCGUUCAUCAUUUAAAAUGGUACGUUCAUCAGAUCAUAAUAAAGAUUUUGCCGAUUUAUACGAUAUGAAUGAAAAAGAAAUAUUGGGUGUGGGAAGAUUUGGAAUGGUAUUUGGUGGUAUAAUGAAGAAGAAUGGCGUUCCAGUUGCUAUAAAAAAAAUUCAAACAUUACAAUGUUCACAAAAAGAUCGUGAAAAUAUUGAACAAGAAGCGUCAUAUUUAUUUCAAUUAAAUCAUCCUGGUAUAUUAAAAUUUGAAGGUAUAUUUGAAUUUGAAAAACAUAUAUUUCUUGUGACGGAACGUCUUGAUACGGAUAUGUUAAAUUUUAUUCUAUCAAAUCCAACUCCAAAAGCAAGAUUAAAUGAAGAUAUAACAAGAUUUUUAGCAUUUCAAUUAGUAGCAGCUAUACGUUAUUUACAUUUUAAAAAUAUAGCUCAUUGUGAUUUGAAACCGGAUAAUGUUUUAAUUAAUAUUUAUAAUGAUGAUAUUAUUCAUUUGAAAGUUGGAGAUUUUGGUUAUGCUCGAACAAUUCAUGAUCAUUCAUUAAGAUACACAAAAGUUGGCACAACCGCCUAUUUAGCACCCGAAGUUAUCCACGAUCAAUUACGACAUGCACGUGGCUAUAACAAAACCGUUGAUAUGUGGGCAAUUGGUGUGAUUAUUUUUGUGAGUUUAACAGGAUAUUUUCCAUUUCAUGAAGAUAUGGAUAUAUUACCGCAAUUGGACAAUAUACCAAAAUUAUUUCAAGAUGAAAUAUUAAAUAAAGUAACUGAUGAUGUGAAAGAUUUGUUAAAAUUUCGUUUAUUAGUACCAGACGCUGGUCAUCGUAUGCGUAGUGCUGGUGUCAUUUAUCAUGAUUGGUUUCAAAAAAGCCAUGUACUAUUAGACUCGUGUAGACGUUUAGAAGAUUGUCUGGAAAAAAAAUGGUUAACUCUAUUUUUUGAAGAAACGGAAGUUGUAAAUGAAUCGGAAUCAGGCUGA
Didymodactylos carnosus is the source of this 2205-nucleotide messenger RNA. The record is from the annotation of a GenBank genome assembly. NCBI's taxonomy places the organism in Eukaryota, Metazoa, Rotifera, Eurotatoria, Philodinida, Philodinidae.